This is a messenger RNA of Mustela erminea (ermine), 1967 nucleotides long. RefSeq names its product peroxisomal trans-2-enoyl-CoA reductase-like. NCBI's taxonomy places the organism in Eukaryota, Metazoa, Chordata, Mammalia, Carnivora, Mustelidae. Gene Ontology annotation, molecular function: trans-2-enoyl-CoA reductase (NADPH) activity. Bases 282 to 1169 code for a protein of 295 amino acids. Gene Ontology annotation, cellular component: peroxisome. Gene Ontology annotation, biological process: phytol metabolic process. The record is from RefSeq and is a predicted model, not a curated record. The transcript has 9 exons.
GGGCAUCCCACUCCCCACCCCCACCCCCAACUCAGCGCUCAGCGUCCCUUCCAGAGGGGGAAAGGAUCUGGAGGCCAGAUUUCUUCCCCCGCAGCUAAGCCUGCCCCUUUCCUUCCCAGCCAGAGGCACACAGCAACUGGAGCCAGAGCCUGCAGCCUCUCCUUCCCCAGGUGCCCUGGAGAAUUCUAUCUUAAUUAACCAGGAGACCUAGAGCACCGAGGAUUUUUGGAAAUGAAGCACGCGCCCGCUUUUUGUCUGCUUCCCUUCCUUCCGUCCCCACGAUGGCACCGAAAUUAAAAACAAAAACCCAAACCCAACGAACAAGGGAUCUCACCUACACAUGCCGCGGACAAAGUCUGGCAGAGGACCCAGACCCGGUCGGGUGUAAUGUGGUCAUUGCAUCUCGUAACUUGGAUAGAUUAAAAUCUGUUGCAACGGAACUGAAGGCCAGUCUGCCCCCCAACAACCAGGCUCAGGUCACUCCCAUAAAAUGCAACAUCCGCAAUGAAGAGGAGGUGGAGAAUUUGGUCAAAUCCACCUUAGAUGUUUACGGUAAGAUCAAUUUUUUGGUAAACAAUGGAGGAGGCCAGUUCACGUCUCCUACAGAACACAUCAGUGCAAAGGGAUGGCAUGCUGUGAUUGAGACCAACCUGACGGGCACCUUCUACAUGUGCAAAGCAGUUUACAAGUCCUGGAUGAAAGAGCACGGAGGAUCUAUUGUCAAUAUUAUUGUCCUUACUAGAAACGGAUUUCCAGGAUUUGUGCAUUCUGGAGCCGCUAGAGCAGGGGUUUACAACCUCACCAAGUCCUUGGCUGUGGAAUGGGCUAGCAGUGGAGUAAGGAUCAACUGUGUUGCCCCUGGAGUCAUUUAUUCCCCGACUGCUGUUGAAAACUAUGGUCCGUUGGCAAAAAACUUAUUUGGAGGGUUCUUUAAGAGAAUCCCAGCCAAGCGAAUUGGAGUUCCUGAGGAGAUCUCCCCGCUGGUCUGCUUCCUGCUGUCCCCUGCGGCUUCCUUCAUCACCGGACAGUUGGUGGAUGUGGACGGGGGCCAGUCCUUGUACACGCACAUCUUCGAUGUACCAGACCACGACAACUGGCCUGACGGAGCAGGGGACCUUUCUGUCGUCAAACAGAUGAAGGAGGAUUUCAGGAGUAAAAGCAAGCUCUAAGCUAAGGAAACUACACGUGUCUUUUGUCUCCAAAUGCCUUAAUGUCUCAAGAGUGCACUUUGGUACUUUCCAGGAGCUGAUAAUAUGAAGGGAACUAUCACUUUCUGCCUUUUAAUGUUAUCAGUCAUGCCUAUGCAAAAACUGUUCUUGAAAUAAUGCAUGUUUAAGCCCCAAACAACACUGUUUAGCCUGUGAUUAAAGAUUUCUGCUUUAGGAAUGGGGCUUAAUAUACUUUAUGAUGAUGCCUUUCAUUUCUAAGCAAGCUAAUUGAAAAAUGAAAUCAUUUCAAAUUAUUAAUAGAGGUAUCAUGAUCUCCCAAAAAGGUUUUAAUAUUUGGUUGUAAAGGUGGGCAGUAAACCUGGCCUCUGGAUGAUUCUUAAAACUCUGUAUAUAGAAGAUAUACAGUGUAUAGAGAUAGACAGUGAUUCAUGUCUCAUGGUGGGUAUCUUGCUUUUGGAGCCAUAAAGCUUUAUGAUAAUAAUCGAUGAUGAUUUGUUUUGUUCAUGAAGUUAGAUUUGCAUAAAGCCUCUUGAAUCAGAAGAGAAGUAGAGUCAUGUGCAGCAUUUCUUGGAAGUAUUUCAUUUGUGUCUUGAUUUCCAAUCUAAAGUAUUCCCUUUUCUUCAUGUUUCUCUUUUUGUAUGCAAAACAAGAAUUUUAAAUGAAAUGUUAUGCAAAUUAGGGUUCAGUAUCCUACCUUCACUUGACUUUUUUGGGCAAUGAUCCCAACUUCUGAAAUGCCUUUUAUAAAUUAUGUACAUUCAUUUUUUGUAUUAAUUAAACAUCUUUUAAUUGACUUAU